Molecule: messenger RNA, 1556 nt
Organism: Striga asiatica
Lineage: Eukaryota; Viridiplantae; Streptophyta; Magnoliopsida; Lamiales; Orobanchaceae
Source: the annotation of a GenBank genome assembly
GCAAAAAAAUGUGGUCUCCGAGUUUAUUUUCCCAUGCUUUGCUGAAUUUCAUUCUUUAUUAUUUUAUGUUGAUUUUUUUCUCAAAGGCUGCUGAGGCUCGAAACAGCUCGGUUCCCGCAUUGUUCGUGUUUGGAGAUUCUACAGUUGAUUCGGGCAAUAAUAACUACAUUAGAACUAUCAGUAAAAGCAAUUUCCCGCCAUACGGAAAGGAUUUUCCGGGUAAAAUAGCCACCGGAAGGUUUUGCAACGGCCGGCUUGUCCCCGAUUUUCUAGUUUCGUACGCCGGUAUAAAAGACUACGUGCCACCGUACUUGGACCCUACACUUAGCCUCGACGAACUCAAAACCGGAGUUUGCUUUGCCUCUGCCGGAACUGGAUUUGAUUCCCUCACGGCUCAAAUAAGCGAUGGAGUAAUCACUAUACAAAAACAAUUGAAAUAUUUCAAAGAGUACAAAUCAAGAAUGGAAGUCUACAUUGGCAAGGAGAAAACAAGAAGCCUAAUAAAUAAGGCUGUGUUCCUAAUAAGCGCUGGCACUAAUGAUUUUAUUCUGAAUUAUUUCGGACCACCGAUUAGAAGCAAGACUUACACCAUCUACUCUUACCAGGAAUUUGUUUUACAGCUUUUCCAACAAUUCCUCCAGGGACUAAUAAACAUGGGCGCCCGGAAGAUUGCUGUUGUGGGGCUUCCACCCCUUGGAUGCGUGCCAGCUGUCAUCACCUUGAAAUCCAACCAUCCGUUUGAUCGUCGGGGGUGCAUCGACAGCCUGUCAGCCGUCGCACGGGAUUACAACCGCUUGCUCGUGAAUAGAUUGACGGCCGUCCAAUCUAACGGCGUCAUGAUUAAAUACAUCGAUGCGUACAAACCAUUAGUCGAUAUGGUUACAAAUCCCCAACAAUUUGGUUUUGAAAAGGUGGGUUACGGUUGCUGUGGGAGUGGAUUAAUAGAGCUUUCAAUUUUGUGCAAUGAACUCUCUCCGAGUGUGAUCUCAUUUCCCGAGCAAUUGGAACAUUUCAAAAGUUACCGGGCGAAGCUAGAGGCAGCUAUUGGGAAGAACAGGACAAUGGAGAUAGUAAAAAAUGCUCUGUUUCUAGUCAGUGCCGGGACUAAUGACUUUGUCGUAAAUUAUUUUACCGUGCCUAUUAGGCGUAACAAUUACACAAUCUCGGAAUACACGAGUUUCAUUCUACAAGAAGCUCGGCAAGUUUUUCAGGGAUUAGUGGACCAAGGUGCCACGCGAAUAGGAGUAGUAGGCCUGCCUCCAAUGGGCUGCUUGCCGAUUGAGCUUCAACCUUCCGGCUCUCGGAUUGCUUACGUGGACAUAUUUGGACCGUUAGAGGAAAUGACCUUAGGCAACACAUAUGAUUUUGAGGAGGUUAGUAAGGGAUGUUGCGGGACAGGGAUGCUUGAAGCUUCGUAUAUGUGCAAUUCAAAGAGUGUCGUGUGUGAAGAUGUGAACGAGUACGUGUUUUGGGAUGCGAUUCACCCGACUGAAAAAACAUAUUUUCUGCUGUUUCAAGAGUUUAGGCCUUUAAUCGACAGCCUAGUUAAGGAAUAA